This is a messenger RNA of Patella vulgata (common limpet), 2043 nucleotides long. RefSeq names its product histamine H2 receptor. The record is from RefSeq and is a predicted model, not a curated record. Gene Ontology annotation, biological process: G protein-coupled receptor signaling pathway. Gene Ontology annotation, molecular function: G protein-coupled receptor activity. Gene Ontology annotation, cellular component: membrane. Lineage: Eukaryota; Metazoa; Mollusca; Gastropoda; Patellidae. The transcript has 2 exons. The coding region runs from base 609 to 1541 and encodes 310 amino acids.
GAAAUACGUUAUAACAUUGUGUGAAAUAAGAUCGAUUUCAUUACAUCUCGGGAACUUCUUUUGAUUUUGAGUACGCAUACUGUACAAACAUUAUUUAAUUGUUCAUUUUAUGUCGCAGAUUUCCCUUGAUGACGUACAUGCGGUGGGUCGGUUUGUUUGCAUUUCAGAACUGAUUUUAUUUAUCAGAGUUAGUUAAACCGUAGAAAGGGACGCGGUUGAACCUUUCUUAUUGUGACUAAACCCGUUAAACGGUUAAGCUUCUUAUGGUGACUAAAACCGUAGAAAAAGACGUAACUAAACUUCUUAUGGUGGCUAAAACAUUUAAACUGCUUAUAGUGACUGAAACCGACAAACAGUUACACUUCUUAUUCUGACUAAAACCGUAGAAAGGGGACGUUAUUAAACGUCUUGCGGUGACUAAAACCGUAGAAAAGGGAUGUAGUUAAAUGUCUCGUGGUGACUAAAACCAAGAGACAUAGGCGUAAUGUCAACACCAUUAUUAUUUAAGAGAUAAUUAAGUGAUACAAUUUAUCUCGUGGGUUCUCGAUGAAGUUCUAGUCUCGGGUGAACUUGUAUGAUUACAAACAAACGAUACAUAAGCAUCAAUAAUGAAUUGGACAAAUGACACCGUUACUGAUGAAGAACACAGAUCAACUGCUGAACAGAUCAUAGUCAUAAUAAUAAUGAUUUUAAUCUUCUUUAUUUCCAUAGCAGGUAACGCAUGUGUAUGUUACAUAAUAGUUAAAGACCCAAAACUGAAAAAGAUUUCAAUGAUAACCGUGUUCAACCUGGCAGUGACUGAUCUCGGAUUUACUAGUACAAGUAUACCAAUAUCCGUCAUAGUUCUUAUUCAAGAUAAAUGGCCGUGGGACGGUGUCGUCUGUCAUCUUAAUGGGAUCACUAUGCUCGUAUUUGGAAUUGCGUCUCUGAUGAAUCUUGGAGUUAUUGCAGUUUCUAGGUAUAUUGCUGUGUGUCAUUCACAGUUCGCGAAAACAUACCUGACUAAAAAGUUUUAUAUCGGUUCUGUGAUCUUUAUUUGGAUAAUAUCGAUCGCCAUUUCCUUUCCACCAAUAGUUCACUGGGGAAGCAUUGAAUACAGUUAUGCUAAAGCAGCGUGUACCCAUUACUGGCCAUCAAGCAUGUCCUACACCCUGUUUUUGAUUACGUCGGCAGUUUUUGUGCCUUUUAUAGUGAUCGUGACGUUGUAUUCUUUGCUGUUCUCCACCGUUCGGAGCAACACAAAACGUAUUCGUGACAAAUCCUCGAGUAUUACCAUAACUCGAUCGGAUAUAAGAUUAGCCAAAGUUUCCGCUAGUAUUUUCUUUUCCUUUUUGAUAUGCUGGUCGCCAAUCUCAGUAACAAAUUUCCUGGAAUUAGCUGGCUUAAAGGUCAGACAUCAGUGGAAUAUGUUCGCUAUGGUGAUGAUGUAUUCAAACAGUAUCUGUGAUCCUAUAAUUUAUUCACUCAUGUCCAACCAUUUUAAAGCUGGUUUUAUGAAGCUUCUAUGUUGUAAAAAUCAAUCGGCGGAAACAUCAGAUUAAACCAUAAACUCUUCGGUUUAUCUGAGUCAAAUGAGAAGAUUUGGGGUAAAUGGACACAGCUAACCAAAUAUUCCUACGCCAUACGCCAUAAGAAAAAGUACUGCCCCUGUCACCGAAACUCUGAAUGCGAUGCAGGCCCUAAGGACAAAACUGUUUUACAUUUGUUACGAAAAUUGUCAUGAUAUUGUACGGCAAAGUGUGGUAUCAAAAUUCAUAGUUAGGUUUGGUAUUAUGCGUAUUUAUUAUUGCCCUUAGGCUACAAAACCUGAAGACCAACCUUCAAAAUGCAGUAUAUAUUCAUUAUCUGGCAACGCUAAGUUUAUUUAAACAACCCCAUGCAUUCAGUCUCUAUACUAAUUUGUUAAACAUAGAAUUUUGAUCCAAUUGAAAGGGUAGCUUCCCGCGCCCUUGGUCAUGUUUUGGAAGCAGUCUAUAUUGAACAAAAAUUCUACGACAAGAACAACAAGAGAGGUAGCGUUUGGGGACCAGUUGCUAGGGCGGG